UGAUGGUGCUUCCGUGAUGGUUGGCAAACGCUCUGGUGUUGCUGCAAGACUGAAACAGGUCAAUCCUCUACUGUUAAAUGUACAUUGUGUUUGCCACCGUCUUGCCCUUGCAUGCACAGAUACCAAUCAUACCUUGAAAUACAUCAGCAAUGUAGAGCUAUUGCUUAGGCAGUUAUGGCAGUACUUUCAGAACUCGCCAAAAAGAAUGGCAGCAUAUUUGAAAAUUCAAACCCAGCUGAAAUCUGUACGGCUUGAGGGCAAAGCUGUAAAGGGUGUAACCAAACGCCUGAAAAAAGCAUGCCACACACGAUGGUUGAGUUUUGAAGCUUCGGUAAAAGCUGUUCAUGAAGACUACGAGGCAGUUCUCCAAACGCUUGCGCAUUUCCAAGAGAGUGAUGCAAUAGCCUCAGGUUUGCUGACGAAGAUGAAAAAGCUCAAAUUUAUUGGCGUCAUCUACAUUCUUAGAGACAUUCUUCCCAUCCUUGGUGAUCUGUCCCGUCGAUUCCAAAAGGGAUAUUUGAGUUUUGCAGCCAUUGUACCCGCUAUAAAUAUGACAAAAGAUAGGCUACAUAAUCUCGUUGCUGAUGCCAAACCAAUGGAAAGUCUUAGUCGGGACAUUGAAUCAUUCACUGACAUGUGUGCUUUGGUUGAGAACAUUGACAACAGGUUUACAGAUAGCUCACCAGUCUUGGAAGCAUUCAAUGUUUUUGAUCCAAUGCUGGUGCCUGAUUCUGGUGUUGAGAUGAGGAGUUAUGGUCACGGUCAAAUUGAAGUGCUGUCUAAUCAUUACUUCAAGGAAAAUCCUGAUAAAUCAGACAGACUGAAAGCAGAGUGGGAAGGAAUGAAAUAUCAUUUGAGAGAUGUCAUCAAACCUAGCAUGCCUGAUUCUGUUAAAUCAGGCAAAGAACAAACAGAAACUACUACUGAAUGGUGUCUUCUACAACUGCUAAAGAAUAUUGCAGUGAGGCAACUGUAUCCCAAUGUAAUCUACAUUGCAGAAGUGAUAGCCUCACUCCCAGUUUCUAAUGCAUGGCCUGAGAGAGGUGCUAGUACACUGAAGGCUUUGAAAACAAGGCUGCGUAACAGACUGAGUACAUCCAUGUUAGAGUCUUUGCUUCACAUUUGCAUAAAUGCUCCUAAGCCAUCAUCCCUGGAAGGUCAGCAGCUAGUGAAGGCAGCUGUAAAUGCAUGGUUAGAGAACAGAAACAGGCGUAAACUUCCAAAACAGUCUGGAUCAGCAACAGUCACAGCUGCUAGUGCUACAAGUGUCAUAGAUGUUGAGGAUGCUGGAGUCCAGACAGAUCCAUAUAUGGAUGUUAGUGAAGAUGUCAUCAGGACAGCAGUUGACAUUGCUUUAAAAAAGCUUAGCCUUGACGAGUAUGAUGCUGGCGACUCAGAUUCAGACUGGUCAGAUGACGAAGAUUGUUGUUCCAAAAAUUUGUGACUGUGCAGUUUGGUAAUACUUCAAGUUCUUAAACAAAUAAUAAUCAAAAACUGAGUUUUAAAGUAAAGUUCACAGGUACAGUAGUUAUUAAGUGUUGUUACUUGUACCCGAAAUCGCUCUAGUGCCAGAAGUGCAUAUCAUUAUUUUCAAAAUUUUCCAAGAGAUGGCAUGCUUCUCCCUGCAAAGUCAUGACAUCUUGGGUUUUUUUCUUCAGUAUAACAAACCCAGAAAACUAAGUAAAAAGUAGUAAAAUUUAGAGACCAAAUUCGGACGAUUAAUGGGCCCACAACUGCUCAAAUGCCACGAUUUGGCACCGUUUUUUUGAAAAAUUUCCGGGGGGGCAUGCCCCCGGACCCCCCUAGCAAACUCGCGUCUUCGACGCU
Mya arenaria is the source of this 1827-nucleotide messenger RNA. RefSeq names its product zinc finger protein 862-like. Gene Ontology annotation, molecular function: protein dimerization activity. The transcript has a single exon. Lineage: Eukaryota; Metazoa; Mollusca; Bivalvia; Myida; Myidae. The record is from RefSeq and is a predicted model, not a curated record. Bases 17 to 1444 code for a protein of 475 amino acids.